This is a messenger RNA of Penaeus chinensis, 5184 nucleotides long. Its product is annotated as connectin-like. Gene Ontology annotation, cellular component: plasma membrane. Gene Ontology annotation, molecular function: protein binding. The record is from RefSeq and is a predicted model, not a curated record. NCBI's taxonomy places the organism in Eukaryota, Metazoa, Arthropoda, Malacostraca, Decapoda, Penaeidae.
UGCCCGGAGGCUACGCGGGCUGGAGUUCGCUAGUUACGCGGUUUGUUAGUUACUACGGCUGGAUUUACAGCGGUGGGGGUUAGUUACGAAGGCUCGAGUUGGGUAAACACGUAUACAUCACGACGGAGAGGCAGCGGUUAGUGUGAUCUCCUCCGCCUCCUGUUCCCUGGCUUCGUGAAAAGGACACCGCCAAGAUGCUGCCGGAGAAGUUCCUGUUCCACGUGAAACUGCUGUUCUGCAUGGUGGUCGUGGUCACCGAGGGCAAGAAGAAGAAGAACAGGAAGAACGCCGAGAUCGUCCAGGACCACCCGGCCCUCGACCCCGACUUCAACAUGUGUGACAUCCAGACGCCCGAGGUCAUCUACUGCUACUGCGACGUCCUCGAAGCGGAUACGGCUGAAGAGGGCAACUGCUGGAUCUUCAACGACACGUCCGAGAACGAGUUCAUCUGGGAAGGCUUCGCGUCCCAGACCAAGAUCAAGCGCCUCACCCUCCACCUGCGCCCCGACGGCACCCUCAAGACCAUUCCGACGGUGGCCAUCCAACACCUCCCUGACCUCGAGAUGUUUGAGGUGCAGUACGCCACCUUCAAGAUGGUAAACGCCUUCAGCUUCGGCAACUCGAGCUCGCUGGCCAAGAUCUCUCUGGCCCGGAACUCCAUCGGCACUCUGGCCCGCAACUCCUUCGCCCACCUCCCGUCCCUGGACACCCUCUCCCUCGGCGAGAACCACAUCACCGAAGUCAACCGCCACGUGUUCGUCGACCUGCCCAAGAUCACCAAGCUCUACAUGGACCGGAACAACAUCACCAUCGUGCACGACCGAGCCUUCCAGGGCCUCCACAACCUGAUCGAGCUGGAGCUUUUCUCGAACCAGAUUCAGGUGAUCACCCCCGACACCUUCAAGGGUCUGAGGGCCUUGGAGCGCCUCGACCUCCACAAGAACCGCAUCGAGGUCAUCGGCGACUUGACCUUCCAAGACCUCCAGGCCCUCCGUGUCUUGGACCUCCAGGAGAAUUCCCUCAAGUACAUCGCGCCAAAGAGCUUCUUCGGUCUCUCCAACCUUCUGCAGCUCAACCUACAGGACAACAAGCUGCUCUCCGUGGGACCUGAGGUGUUCAAGCCCACCGUAAACAUCUUCUACCUUGACCUCCGCGCCAACGUACUCGAGACCAUCACCAAGGAUACCAUACAACCACUCAUGGACAACCUCAACAACGACACCACUAGCUUCUACCUGGAGGGCAACAACUUCCGCUGCGACACCCGCCUGAGCUGGAUGUUCCGCCUGCACAACACCACCAGAAGCCACAACGUCCGCAUGAACCUCGAGUCCGUCAUCUGCUACUUGGAGGCCGGCACGCUCCCCCCGAGGCUCGACGACCAAACCGUCACGCCCGCUUACGAGACCACGACCCUCGGCAUCGGCCCGAUGGUGAAGCUGUUCGCGCUGCGGGAGUCCGAGCUGCCCGACCCCAUGCUGCGCUGGAUGCAGACGGCCGAGCCCGACUGCGACGAGGAGACGCAGGAGAAGGAGGCCGAGGCCGAGGACGACGACGACGACCAGCAGAAGAGGCGCGGGCGCGGCCGCAAGAGCAAGAAGGUGCAGAAGAGCAAGGCGCAGAACGACAUGGCUCCCGUGGCGGCCGAGGAACAGCCGCAGGACAGCGCCAAGGUCGUGAUCGACCCCCCCGCCCCCGUGCAGGAGGAGUCCCGUGCCUACGACUCCGGCGCCAGCUCCCCGCGCGCCGCGAUGGCCCCGCUCCUGGCACUCUGCUUGGCACUACUCUACGCACGUCCACACUGAAAUCUAUUGCGGAGGAUAUAGGUCAUUAGGUUUUUAAUGUCUGAAGUGAUAUUGGAAACAACUCUUUCUGGGGGAAUUUUUUCGCCCGCUGACAUCUAACAUAUUAAUGAUAUUUUUCUUUUCCUAUGAAUUUGACAGACAUGUUGCAUCGCAUUCUGACUUGUAUAAAAACAAAAAACAAAAAAACUUAUUGCGCAGAAUGUAGAAGAAAAUAAAGAAGAAAAUCGAUCUGUGGAAUGCAACAGGAAUUCUCAUCAUGGACGUGCCAAAGUUUAUGUUGUUAAACAAAAGGAAAAAAAACUAAGUUUAUGAUAACCCAUAAGAUGAAAGUGCUUCAGGAUUUUUUAAUUAUUAUUUUUGGGUAUAAGUGUUGUCUCAAAACCUCCCUCAUAAGUUGCUGUGUCCCUCUGCCUUACUCCCUUAACCUGUAAACCUCAGCUAAAGUAAUGUUUGGUCUAUGAAACAAUACCUUUGCCAGUUCACGUGCUCUUUUGUACAUUGAUAGAAGAAAGUAUACAAUCACUGUACAAAGGAAAAAUGCAAAAACAAAAAAAAAGUAGAAUUAAUAGCUUUAGAUAAAGAAAAAAAAAAAACAGACUGUAAUCUUUAUAUUUCCAUUCGUGUUACGUAUUACCCAUGUAAUGUGUGUACAAAUGAGUUGCCUGGCCUGGCAGUUGAUUGAUUAUGCUCUACCACUGUUUCCUUUUCAUCCCUUUUGAUUCCUGUCUAUUUUUUUUCUUAAAUUUCCUCCGCCUCCAUUUUGCCUUAAUUCCUAUCCAUAAAGUGAUUUAUUGACCUUAGAUUAGUUUUAAAAUCUUUUUAUCUGCCUUCUGUAAUUAGCUACUGUUCAUCUUGCUCCAACUUUCUAUAUCUCUUGAGUAAAUCAACUGUCAAAAUAAUAAAAUGUGUAAAUGAUGAUUGCAUAAGGGAGAGUACUACUGUACAUGCUUCACAAUUAUGUACAUAGCCUUGGGUGUGCUGACUGAACUAUAUUUUCUUACUGAGGUAUAACAAUCAGUAUACAGUACAUAUAGUUGCCACCUACCAGACCCUGUUGGAAAUGUUUCUUUCUUUCUUUCCCAUUUUAAAACUGCUUUUUGAAGCUAGUUAUACUGUUUCUCGUUCAUGUGUAUUUUUGAUGCGUUGUACUGUAUUUCAUUAUGAUUCUACAAAAGUAAUGCAGGAAUUGACAACAUAACCAUCGCCGCUUACACUCAAAACUUAUAAAAUAAAUAAAACCACGAGGAUCCCAGAGUUUAUUCAGUUAUGAGGAAAUAUGAAUAGCAAUUUAUUUUACAGUGAUAUGUGGUAAAGUAAAGGCUUUACAUUAAAUUUUAAGAAUAAAAUGUCCAAAUGUACAGAGCAAAAAGUUACAUCAUCUUCGCAUCAGUGUAAAAGUUUACCAUGCUCUCAGGUCAUGAAAUGUCCACUGCCCUCGCUCCAUGUUGCUUUUUGAUCACUGCCCUUUUUGCUUUAACGUCGAUAAAACUUGUCUUUUCGGCUUUGUUGCUGGCAAAUUCGAGUCGAUUGGGGAUGAUAUGAGGAAUAAAGUGGGAUCAUGCAAAACUCUGUACACGAUUGGUUCCUUGAAGUUGUUCCUUAUUUGCGAAAGUGCCUCUGUGUUAUUCUUCUUCAGUUUUCCCUCUGCUUGUUCAGAAUGUGUUAACCACCUCCUUGCCAGUCAUAGUGACUGAUGCAAAUCCGCAAAGGCGAAAAAUCAGUAUUGUCAUUUUCUUUCUUAACAUUGCAGUCAUUUCGGUAAAGAACAACCAUUUACAAGACCACAAUACCAACAGCUUUGAUAGAGUGUAUGUCUGUUUUCACAGUGGAAUGUGAAAGAUGGUGCUUUAACAUUGCAGUGCACGGAAAGUCAACCUAAAACCCUUCAGCGUGCUUGCACCUAUGCCUUACGAAAGAUUUGAUUAAGGGUUAUUUUUAUUUCAUGUUUUGUUUGUACGUCGUUUACCUUGGGACAUUCUUACGGUAGCGAGUUUAUGAAUGUUUUCAGCAGGUGGUUACUAUGUACAGUAGUUUUAACUAAUGUGAAUGGUAGAUUGAGAGAUAGAAGUGUCUUGGACAGAGAAGCAUAAUCUAAAUGUAUUGUUUCUCCGAAGUUACAAGCUCCUCCAUGACACUCCAGAUUUCCCACAGCCUCAUGGAUAUAACAGUGUAGGAACUGUAUGAGUUUUAGUAAUUUACUGGUUAUUUGAUAUUCCUUUUUUCACAUUAUUGUAGUGACUGUUUCUUUGUGUAAAUACUAAUAGUCAACGUAGGUUCUAGGUGAGUAAAGCUAUCUAAUUAUUAAAACUCAUAUUAAAUAGGGUUCUGGGAUAAUAUAUAUGAGAGGGUAUCAUUAAUGUAGGAGCUUUUAUUUAUAUCAUUAAUUAUGGCUGUACUUUGCUAUGCCUUUUUCAAUUUACAUACCAUGAUAAUGCAUAAUUAAAAGCUCUACAAGAUAGAUUGUCAGAGUGUAUCCAAGAGAACGGGAUAAUAUAGAGACCAGCAUAAAUGUUCUCUGAUAAAAUAUAAAAAAAAUGUAAAAUACUUGAUACUGGUAUAUAUCUUUUGAGAAUCUGUCUUCUUGCAGUAUGAUAUGAUUCUUCUCAUUGAUUCUAAUGGUUUGGGCUAAAGAUGUAGUAAUAGCAAGCGGUUUCUGAUUUUUUUUGGCUGCCCCUUUUUGCAAUUUGGAAGAUUGGUAUAAACCACGGGACACUCGAGCAUUACUACUUCUGCCUUAGUUCAACCUGGUCCUAGAUAUAUAUGAAAACAUGCCAUAAACAGAGCCUAAAUAAUGCCGCUUGCUUCCACUGACUGCAGAACCAUCGCAACGUUGGGUCUAUUAAAUGAUGUAUUUUAAGUGUACUGUUUAUGCCUAGAUUCCGGAUAACCUUUGUAGCAGAUAUUGUCAUGGACCCCUUUUGAUUUGUCUCUUGUUGCGUUAGAUCAGGUUCAUCUAAUAGUCAUCGGGAAAGGAAAAAGAUAGUACCAAAUAAUUUUGUUUUGUUGUUGUUGUUGUUCUUUCAUAUAGUAACUUUUUGUAGUGUUGAGAGAAAGAAGUAGAAAUUUCAUUUGAUUUGCCAAAAAGGUUUUCUAGAGUACAGGCCUAUAUGUACUAAUGAUAAUUAAAAAAAAAAAAUGAUGUUCCAGACACCUUGGAAACAUUAGCCAUACUACAAAAAAUGAAGAGCUUGUUGUUAUUUUAUACAAAUGUGUCUUCUCUGCUAGCCAGCCCAUGGACUAGUUUUUUGGUCUAGUUCUGAGACUUGCUAGUUCUAGUCGUUUGGCUAGAAUGAAUGUUUAUUAGCGCAGAUGAAUGUGCAGCAUAUUGGUUAUAGUGUGUGCAAAUAAUUUCUCUUGUUUAAUAAAAUCGUGUCGUGGA